This is a messenger RNA of Scophthalmus maximus (turbot), 2612 nucleotides long. RefSeq names its product beta-1,3-galactosyltransferase 1-like. Gene Ontology annotation, molecular function: N-acetyl-beta-D-glucosaminide beta-(1,3)-galactosyltransferase activity. The transcript is spliced from 5 exons. Gene Ontology annotation, cellular component: membrane. The coding region runs from base 748 to 1734 and encodes 328 amino acids. The record is from RefSeq and is a predicted model, not a curated record. Lineage: Eukaryota; Metazoa; Chordata; Actinopteri; Pleuronectiformes; Scophthalmidae.
GUCAUUCCCGUGUUCAUCACCGCAGCAUCAGCCUCAGGUCCCCGGGGCCGCUGAUUGGCUGCUCUCCUCCUCUUCUCGCCCCGCCCCCCUUUGCUCCGCCAGCCCGCCGCUGAUUGGUUUGCGCUCCUCUCCUCCGCCGGCUCGCCCCUCCCUCGCCCACGAGCGCGCCGCGCUGCGCAGCAGAGGAGGAAGCCGCGCGGCGAGGAGCGGAGCGGAGCGGAGCGGAGCGGAGCGAGCAGUGCGGCGUCCGGGGCGAGUUGUGUCGACGGGACGCGGAGAACAGCAGCGAGCUCCGCUGACAGAUGUCGCCUCCCCUCUGCCGGAGGGCGACGCUGGCGACCCGGCCGCCGCUGCACGUCCGGGUGAUGAGAUGGUAUGAAGAGACAGAGCCCAUAUUGCAUUGGACAAGAGCCGGCUGUGUCAGGCGGAUGCUCCGGUGAUCCAGCCUUCCUGUUUCCGACAGCAGCUCGUCAUGGGACCCUCCGCUGGCGGCAAGCUCCAGGACACCGCCGAGUAUCAGAGCGUACAGGAGACGCCGUCACUGCCGAGCGCUGAGAGCUGCCCCGCCGGCUGCGACGGCACACAGUGAGUCCGUGGACAUGAUCAGGUUUCUCCGCGGCGCUCCUUUUCAAUCACCACACCAACACUAGACGGUAGAGACGUCCACCCUCUGACGUCCAUGUCAGCUGCGUUGCGGAGGCAGUUCCUGCACCGCCGCCACUGGUAACACCAGCCACAUGAACAGCGAUGCCUUCUAAGGUCUCCUGCUUAUACUUGCUGACAGUGGUUUGUUGGGCCAGCGCUUUGUGGUACCUGAGUGUGUCCCGCCCUUCCACUUCCUUUGUGGGACAGCUGAGUAUCCCCAUACGCAAGGCGCCGAAGGCGGACAAGAAUGCCACCUUCGGCAACAUCCGCACGCGCUCGCUCAACCCGCACGACUUCGGCUACCUCAUCAACGAGGCCAAGAAGUGCGAGGCGGAGCCUCCGUUCCUCGUCAUCCUGAUCAGCACCACCCACAAGGAGUUCGACGCGCGUCAGGCCAUCAGGGAGACAUGGGGCGACGAGAGCACGUUUCCAGAAGUGCGCGUGGUCACGCUCUUCCUGCUGGGCCGCAGCACCGACGCCGUUCUCAACCAGAUGGUGGAGCAGGAGAGUCAGAUCUUUCACGACGUGGUCGUGGAGGAUUUUAUCGACUCCUACCACAAUCUGACGCUCAAGACGCUGAUGGGCAUGCGGUGGGUGGCCACCUUCUGCUCCAAGGCUCAGUAUGUCCUCAAGACGGACAGUGACAUCUUUGUCAACAUGGAGAACCUCAUCUACAACCUCCUGAAGCCCACCACCAAGCCCAGGAGGAGGUACUUCACCGGCUACGUCAUCAACGGCGGGCCAAUCAGAGACAUGCGCAGCAAGUGGUACAUGUCCAGGGACUUGUACCCAGAUAGCAAGUACCCCCCCUUCUGCUCCGGCACUGGUUACGUCUUCUCGGCAGACGUGGCCGAGCUCAUAUACAAGACCUCGCUGCACACGAGGCUGCUGCAUCUGGAGGAUGUGUACGUCGGCGUGUGCCUCCGUAAGCUCGGCAUCCACCCCUUCCAGAACAGCGGCUUCAACCACUGGAAGAUGGCCUACAGCCUCUGCCGCUACCGCCGCGUGGUCACCGUGCACCAGAUCUCCCCCGAGGAGAUGCACCGCAUCUGGAACGACAUGACCAGCAAGAAGCACCUGAAGUGUUAGCAGGGCUUGUUGGUCGGGGGAGGGUCGGAUGCCCGCUCAUCAAUCUGCCGCUUCUGCGUUCUUCGUAUUGGCAAACUGAGCUGGAGGGAACAAUGUUGACGAUUCAUCCGGGUCUUGGCUCUGCUUUGCCAUGAGUCUGGACUCUGUGUUGGUCUGUGUCCGCCCUCACCUCGAGGCGUUGACUCUGCUCAGACUCUGCGAUUUGGGCACACGGUUUGGAAACGUUUUCCAAAAAAAUAAAAGCAAAAACGCGCAGGCGGUUGGUCGUCGUUGCCAGCAGCAACAUGUUUUUUUUAUAGGAAAGGACACGGCAGGAGACUCAGAGGUGUUACCCUACUCAUUUAUACAAGACACGACUUGUCCCUGGUGACUACACAUGAGACGACAGACUCACGCUGACCACAUGCUCUGACUCUGAAUGUUGCUGGUGUAUUUUCAGUUGUUGUACCUUCUGAACACGGUGUUGAUGUUGGAUGUACAGUCUGGUACUGCAGCAGCCGUCGCCAUCGAGGACCCUGGUGAGUUCACGGUGUAAAGACAUUAAAAGUAUCAAUGAGCCCCCCUGCGAUAUCCUAUUUUCUUACGGCAGAUCCUCGGAUCUUUGUGAACAUUUCCUCCACGCGUCCCCAGAUGGCGUGACCAUUUCGGCGGCCUGCGUUCCCACGUGGAUGUCACUUCUGUUAACGUGUAUAAUGUGGCUAUUCGUCUCGGGCACCGCUGUGAGCUGUAAUACAGAAGUCUGCCUGCGGACUGUUAUAUUUCUUUUUGUACUUGAACACGAAGGAGAACAGAUUUAACUCGAGGAAGACGAACAUCACACUUUUGAGUGCUUUCUUCUUUUCAAUUACUUGAGAUUAAAUAAAGCAGCUUUUAUAAGA